Anguilla anguilla (European eel) is the source of this 4255-nucleotide messenger RNA. RefSeq names its product store-operated calcium entry regulator STIMATE-like. Gene Ontology annotation, biological process: activation of store-operated calcium channel activity. Gene Ontology annotation, molecular function: calcium channel regulator activity. Gene Ontology annotation, cellular component: cortical endoplasmic reticulum; membrane. The record is from RefSeq and is a predicted model, not a curated record. Bases 954 to 1904 code for a protein of 316 amino acids. NCBI's taxonomy places the organism in Eukaryota, Metazoa, Chordata, Actinopteri, Anguilliformes, Anguillidae. The transcript is spliced from 8 exons.
CGACGACGGACUUCUACCGGCUGGACGUCACGAUUUCCCGGGGAUGGACGAGGAAGCGGUGCAGAAAAAAUACAAAAUUUAAAAAAACCAAAAUGAAAAGAAGAUUAAUUUUGAAUGCUAACAAUAUGGAGCGCUUACGUAGUGUUCAGUAGCUAUGUUUUUACCUGUCUGUUGGAAACUCAGUGACUUGAAUUGUGGAUGCUAGGAAUGCUAGAGUAGUAAUGUGAAGUUAGCUUCUAGUCAAGAAUCAUUAGCCUCAAGCAAGCUAACGUCACUGAACCGGUGAACCUAGCGGACAGGUCUCGUGAUCAAGCUAUCUAACAUUCGGGAUGUGUACGUGACGCCAGGAAAGAUGCUGCUGUUCUGGAAAUCGAUGCAAAGGAUGCGUGGUACUUAUUAGCUUGCGUUCUUACUAGAAGCAUUCGAGACAGCGUGUAUAGCUAAACUACAAACGAUGGGUAGCUAAUGUACGAAUGCUGUUGUGCAUGGAUGAUUCGCAUUUCGGUUGGGAUUAUCGCAUUUGGCGCAUGCAAAACGUAGAACUAGACCAACUAGACACGUGUGUGCAAAUACAGUAGAAGGUGCCCAACACAGGUUGAAGUAGACUAUGUCGGAUAUUAGGUAGCCAUUGGCCUAAAGUUAACCCGUUUACAGGCUCGAUUUAAAUGUUUUCGAAGCUCAGAUGUUGCUACCAUUGUUGCUGUGGUCCGUAGGACUAUGAUUGUAACUACUGCGAGGAUGGGUCGGAUGUACAAACGAAGACGAGUCUGUUGUCUUUGGAUAACAACAUUCCUCCUAGCUUUGCGUAUAUCACCAGCAGAACUGAUAGUGUAGGAAGCCGACGUUGGAGCUUUUGUGGAAGGGGCAUCUAUAACGAUAGCUGCUAUGUUAGUGAAUUGAUACUGAUUAACUUUAGUGCUGGCCAUCACAACGUCUUGGUGCCCCGCUUUAUCAUGACUUAUUUGUUAACCAUGGGGGAGAGCGCCGUAAGGAUGGUAUCCCGGCCCGGGGAAGUAGUUGCACUGGGUGGGGUGCUGUCUCCCGUCGCUUCACAGAACUCGUCCACUGGCCACACCUUGGACCCCCAUGACAAGGGCUGCGAGAACGGCGCAUUGAUGGAUUCGUUCGGGAUCUUUUUGCAGGGGCUGAUAGGCGUCGUGGCCUUCAGCCUCCUAAUGUUGAAGCGGUUCCGGGAGCCCAAGCAUGAGAGGAGGCCCUGGCGGAUCUGGUUCCUGGACACCUCCAAGCAGGCCAUUGGGAUGCUUUUUAUUCACUUUGCCAACGUCUACCUGUCAGACCUCACUGGAGAGGACCCCUGCUCGCUGUACCUGAUUAACUUCCUGUUGGACGCAUCUCUGGGCAUGCUGUUGAUCUACGCAGGGGUGCGGGUUGUGAGCGCAGUGGUGGAAUGGCGACAGUGGGACUCUCUGCGUUUUGGGGAGUAUGGUGAGUCGGUUCAGUGCACGGCUUGGGCAGGCCAGUGUGCUCUCUACAUCUUCAUCAUGAUGUUUGAGAAGGUCGUCAUUGUUCUCGUCCUUCUCAUCCCGCAGUGGAAGCAGCUUGCUGUUCUGAACCCUAUAAAGAACCCACAGUUGGAGUUGGCCAUCGUCAUGUUCAUCGUCCCCUUCUUCGUCAAUGCCUUGAUGUUCUGGGUGGUGGAUAACUUCCUGAUGAAGAAGAGCAGGACUAAAGCCAAGGUGGAGGAGAGGGAGGGUGAAGCAGAGUCUCGCAGCAGCGGCAAGGUGCGCUACCGACGCGCACUCUCUCAUGACGAGUCUGAGUCUGAGAUCCUGAUCUCGGCUGACGAUGAGAUGGACGAAUCAGAUGGAGAGGAGGAUUUGCGGCGGUUGACCGACCUCAAGCCUGUGAAUAAGAAGAAGCACCGGCUGGAACUUCCUGUUUGACCCCUUUCUUUUUGGGCCUGGUCCCUCGCGUAUGGCCAGGGGUGGCCCCCCUGUUUUUAAAGCAUGCAACAAGAACUGCUAUAUCCAUAUUCAUUUUGAUGGAGGCAGAUGGGAAGCAUGCUUCGGAUUGAUGAUGAAAGGAACCAAUCAGAGAGCUCUUUUUGUGUCAGCAACCAAUAAUUUUAGGGCUCAGACCGUUAAGGACGACAGGAUAAACAAAGUCAAAUACUGGACUUACUGAAUAGUAGCUCUUUUGGAAUAAGACUGGAUGGUCAAGGAUAACCUUUCUUGACACGGCAGGUUCCAUUGUUUACAAUGCUGCUUUCUGAUUCAUGUUACUUUAAUUUUUAAAAUAAUUUCCAAAAGACAAUAGAAACCACUCAACAGUUUUGUGAAUCGUUUAUUUAUUCUAUAUUCAGCGCAGUGUCUGAAUGUUGCUAUGGUUACUUUUGUACCUGGGCAGCUGUGGAAAGAUCAUAUUUUGAGCACUGUGCGUUCCUUUUCAGGAGAUUUCUGCAGUUGAUGAUGUGAUGGGAACCACAGUGGUUUGAGAGGUAGUGUUUAGAUCUUUAUGGAAUACCUUUCCAUUUAAAUCCUCUCCUGUAAAGUGGGUGCACUGUCUUUGAGCACCAUUUUCAGAACUACCUGUGCAUGUGUUUGAAUUGUUUUUUUCAGACCAGUCAUUUAUGGACGAAGGCGUGGUGUGACAGCUGUACCUGCCCCUGCCACACUGUUCCUACAUGAACACGGGGCUCUGAUGUGUUUGAUUGAGAUGGCAAUGGGGGUGGUUGAUUCAGUCUAGCAAAAGGUUUGAUUGACAUGAGAGGCAGUGGAGACGGUGGGUGAAGCAGUUUGAACAGAUGUUACUUUGCUGUCAAUCAGCACGGCUUACUGUAAACACAUGACUUCAUGUAAUACUAUCUAUUCUUAAUAAGUGCUCUGAAUACAAAAAGAAAGUAUGAUGCCUGCCUGUGAGCACAGAGCAUAGUGCACAAUGAAGGCCUUCCCCCUACUCUCACUGCACUGCCUGAUAACAGGAAAAGCUGAAGGGCUUUUACUGAAUACCCAUAUCUGUAUGUGGGACAGGUGUAUGUGAAUACGGAUUCACUGGCUAACAUUCACUUUGGACUGUUUGUUCAUAAGCCCUCUUUGUGUGGCAGCAGAUUUGGCACAGUACUGGGUUCUGUACUGCUCAGGGAUCAGUUCUUAGACCUUCCCCCCCACAUCACAGAGAACCCCUCACAUAAAAACAAGACUAUGGGAGUGUCUUCUCUGCUGCCGGUGGUAGCUGGAGAGCUAGUUCUUUAUUUCUUCUGUGUUGUAUUUCUUCUUUGGCGAUUUUUGCCAAAAUAUGGAAGAUUCCUGAGAGCACUGCUCCUUUGAUAUGUAAAGGCAAUGCGCGAUCUCCAUUUCUCCCAAUGUUCGGUGUUCUUGUGUUGUUUUGAUGGGAGGUGUGGGGUGGUGGGUGCGUCUGUAUUUAAUUUUACUUAAGUUAAUUAUUGGGGUUCUCCAAAUUCUGUUCCUGUUGCCUUUGAAAUGGGAUACCGUGCCUAUGUGUGUAGUGUCGUGUCUGUGGUUAUGAUCGUGGUUGUGGUUAGUGUUAUCGCAACAGUCAAUUAAAUUUAUUUUUUGUCUUAUUUUGUUUUUUCAUUUUCAUUAAACCUAUUUAAAAUUCAUUCUAAGCCUAUUGAAAAUGAAUUUUAGUGCUACAGGUCAAGCGGACAGUCUUAGUGUUGUUGGGGGGUGUAACCUGAUAUCCCCUUGUGCCCCCUGUCAGUUGGAGUUACUGUACUUUUCUACCUGCCUCAAAAAGGGACAGAGACCUUGUGUCUGUGAUGGUGGAGCAGUUUCCCAGUAUAUUUCUAAUGGGUAAUGCGGCAAGCAGGGAAAAUGCAUGGGCAGGGAGGAGGGUGAUCUCUUUUUUAUUUUUCAUUUCUUAUCAUGUGUGUCUCUCAGAUAGUCAAGUUGGAUGGUUCAUUUCCCCUGUCCCUUGUUUGUAGUUGAGUCUGUGCGUGUCUGUGUCUGUGUCCGUGUCCGUACACGCAUGUGCCUGCACCCUGAAGGCGACCAUGCUGAUUUCAUGUAGCUGCUUUAACCUUGCAGAGACAAAGAUGGUGACAGAGCCAGUUUGAUCCAGUCACGUCUAGACAGAUUAAUAGAAUUCCGUAUGAAGAUGACACAAAAUAACAAGAUGGCCCAAAAUCAUAAAAUAAUCAAAAAUUUCUCAGUGCUCCAUCAGUGACCACCUGCCGAUAUAGUCUUUGGAAUACUGAAAAUAAAUAAAAAUGCCUCUCUGUACAAUACGAUGUAUUUACAUUAUAUAUUUGUUUACAAUAAAAUUAAUAAAAUAA